UACCCAAACAGUGAGAGCGAGGCUGGGCAAAGAUGCUGUCGGCUACUUUCUUCAUCGGUAAGCUGUUGCAGCCUUAUAUACAGCUAAAUCCGGAUCCACCAGCUCCCAAGCCCGCGCAGGUAAUUAAACCGGCAGCCGCACCAGUCACUCAAGCAGCUCCCGUUCAGAAAACAUCCCAACCCAAACCUACAACACUGCCGAAAGUUGUGCGAGCUGCACCGAAAGUUACCACCACUCCCAAAAUGACAGAAGAAUGGGCCCAAGCACAAGUGGAGAAGUACAAGUUUGACUUUGACGAAGCUGACAAGGACAAAAGUGGGAAUCUUUCAUUUGCUGAGGUGAAAACUGUCUUAGAGAACAGAGGUUUCUGCGGCAGCGAAGCUGAAGCCAAGAAAGUGUUCGAUGGAAUUGACAUGACGAAGGAUGGAAAGGUGACACUUGUCGAGUACAUGGCCGCCAUUAAGAAGAUCCCCAGAAGUGCCAUGAAGGAAAUGGCACUGAGGCGCGCCUUCAAGAUCCUGGACAAGGACAAGAGUGGGUUCCUCACGAGGGAUGAGGUCAUCAACGCCACUAAAACUUUGGCCGAACUCAACGUCUCCUCCGAAAGAAUUGCCGAACUUCUACAAGCUCUCGCCAAGGAUGCCGACUCGAAGCUCGACUACGAAGAAUUCCUGGCCGUGUUUGGUAUCCAGUUGACUGCAGAAAUAAUGCGUUCUGCAUUUCGUCUUCUUGACAGAGAUGGCAGCGGGUUUAUUACAAAAGAUGAACUCAUCAAAAGCAUUCAGUCGGAUGCGGAUCUCAACAUCAAAGCUGAAAAAAUAUCUGAUUUGCUAAUUGCAUGGGUAAAGGAUGAUGACAAGAAAAUUAAUUAUGAGGAAUUUGUCAAAGUAUGGACCCAGCAGAAACCAGUAAAGAAGUAAAGUUGAUGAUUUGAGAUUUCUUCUAGCACAAUCUUUACCUUAAUGUCUUUCUCUCCUCCUUAUUAUCUUAUGACCAAUCAGUAUUAUAUCUCAUAUUGAAUCAAAUAUUUAAUAAAGAUAUUUAUAAUCA
Messenger RNA from Haliotis rufescens (red abalone), 1050 nucleotides. RefSeq names its product calmodulin-like. Gene Ontology annotation, molecular function: calcium ion binding. The transcript is spliced from 3 exons. Lineage: Eukaryota; Metazoa; Mollusca; Gastropoda; Lepetellida; Haliotidae. The coding region runs from base 33 to 920 and encodes 295 amino acids. The record is from RefSeq and is a predicted model, not a curated record.